UAGGGAGAGGCAAUGGUAUAAAACCCCUUGGGCACAGUCCAGUAAAGCUUUAGACCUACAGGAGACUUAAAAUACACCUGUGUGUCACCCUGCCUCGGUCAACCGCUAUCCUCUAACAAUGCAUUCGCGAGCCUUGUUCACUCUCUCAGUUUUUGCCCUGCUGAGUGUUGUGUUUUCAGCACCAAUAAACGAUGGAAAAGACCCUGAUGACAAAGCUACAGCCAUGCAGCACCACGCAAAUGGUGUCAGUCACUCAUCCACUCCUACCCCUGAACAUGCCACAGGUAUGACGGGUGCGGUGGACUCCUCAGCUGAGCACACUGGAAAAGAUGCUACGGACUCCUCUGACAUCACAGACAAACCUGAUGCUGGACACAGUGGCAGAUCCGCAGACAAAAACAGUGGAGAGACAACCAUGGAUGAUACUACCAGCGGACCCAGUUCCCGAGAUAUGAAUACAAACCCAGACAGCAAAGAAACAGACCCUGCUGACUUAGGUGAUACCUCAGGUGUGACAGAACAGGCUGACUCACAUGACCAAACAGAUUCUUCUACCGGUGAAAAAACAUCAAAAGAAGAACACAAAGAUGCAGAUGUCCAAGAUAAAUCUUCAACAGAAGAUGCAGAUGACAGAGACACAGUGAUGUCAUCACAUGAUGAUGAAGAUGACACCAUAAAAGCUGUCCAGGCAGACUCUGCAGGUGCUGAUAGUGCAGAUACAACAGACGUGAGCUCAGAAACACACGGAUCUUCAGACAAGGGCUCAACUGAAGCAGAUGCCGACGACAGCACUCACCAGAGAAGUGGAGAGGACACCUCCGUGUCCACGGGCGGUUCAGACAAACAUCACCAGGAGGAUGACAGUGCUCACGAUGACAGCAAAGAGGCCGGGGAUGACGGGCACGACACGGACGACACGGCACACCACGACAGCAAAAAGGACGCUGACAGUGAUAGUGACAGCAAAGAAACUGACACUCACACCGACAACCACCCAGACAAAGACAGCGGCACCGACAGCAGCAAAGAAAACACCAAGCAUGAGUCUGACACCGAUGACCAUUCGGACAAAGACAGCUCUGACACCGAUGACCAUUCGGACAAAGACAGCCACUCCGACAGUGACAACCAUCCGGACAAAGAGGGCGACUCUGACGACGACGACCAUCACAACAAAGACAGCGACGACGACAGCAAGCAGGACCACGAUGACAAGCCGGACAAAGACAGCCAUGAGAAAAGCGAGAGCCACAGGCUAACUCCGGAAGAGGGAGGGGCAACCGGCAGUCAGGAAGUCUCCUUCGCCAGCGCAGAGGUGGGGCCGGCAGUGGGCAGUCACGAUGAGGGACACGUCUCGCUAACGGAGGGUGGGAGCGUCGGGAGUCACAACGGCGGCGAGAACAGCAGCGAAGACAGUGCAGAUAGCCAUGACACAGACAGUGACAGCAAAGAGGACGACCAUGACACAGAUAAGAGCGAGGAGUCCAGCAAGGCCAGUGAUCAGGACCAUGACAGCCACGAAUCCAACGCCGCUAGCAAGCAGGCUGAGGACAGCAGCAAGGAGCAUGACUCUGAUGAUCAUGACAGCACGGAGACCUCUAAACAAGACUCCACCGAUUCAGAUGCCACCAGCGAUGAGGAUACCAACACAGACACAGACAAGCACACGGACACAGACGCAGACAAGCACACGGACACAGACACAGAUACGAACAAAGAUGACACGGCUGGUUCCUCAGAUGACAUGAAGAAGUCCUUUGAUGCAGAUGGAAGUGAUCUCAAAUCACAAGUCGCCCCCGAUACACCAGGCGAGCCAGAUCAUACAGAUGACACCACACAAGGCGUCUCGCAAGUCGCUGAUGCUGGCAUCACCAAUUCUGUGCAAGCAUCCUAGCACUAUGGCUUGAUGCCACUGGAUGCUGGGGACCUUGACUUUCUACAGAAGCACAAUAAGACUCAGAGAAAAGGACCGAAGCCUGACAGUCGAGUCUUCAUAAUAUGACAACCACAAGAAUAUGAAGAAACACCUACUUUACGUUCCUUGUCUCUUUCAUCCUGUAACAUGUUGAAUGCAUCUCUAUAGGGUUAUGGGAAAGUGUUAAAUUAUUCUUCUGUUAAUGUAAAUGACUUUUCGCACACUUUCAGAUUUCAGCUUGCUUGUUGUUCUUUGUGACUAACAAAUUAGUGGAAAAGGGCCCAUUGCUUUACCCAGCCCUGUGGUGUUGCAUAUGCUUUACUGAUUGGUGAUCAAAAGUGUUCUUUUAGGAUGCAAGUACGAAUAUUGGCAGUAUAUAGAUACUGUCUUUAAUUAACUCCAAUCUGCCAGGUCACAGCCAAAAGCUAAACACAUCAUUUUAAAACAUAAAAAUAAGCUUUAUUGGAAACACAAAAAAAUAAAUCCCCAAAAAAAAUGUUAAUACAGAUCCCAGAGCCUUGCCAUUAUGAUUGUUUAUUGCUAUUUUACAACAAAUAAAAUCACAAAGUAGUCAAAGUAGUCAAAUCCAGAAAAGUUCCCUUCAAUGUGAACUUUUCAAAUCUUUAAGGCUGGACUAAAUACAAUGCUUUGAUAAAUUCUGUGUGUGAAAUCACAAACACAAUUCUUUAUUUGUAAAUGGUCACCAAAUUACCGAAAAUGUGGUAUCACUUAUGAGUAUGGAGGCAUUUUUUUUACAGGUUUUGGUUGUCUGUUGUUUUUCUGAUUAUGUGAAGCAUUUUAGUUUAGUUUAAUAAGUUUUAGUUUAACACUAUGCACACAUGGACCUUGGUUUUAAGACAGGUAAUAUGCUGCUAGAAUUAAAAUACAUUCUAAUAACUACACAUAUGUUUUGCAAUACAAGCUCAUGUAAACACACAUGCAGUGUACAUACAUGUCAUGUUAUAAUUCCCUUUGCCCAUGUCUCUGAGGAAGUAUAUUUGAUAAAAAUCUAAAAUUCUAACUCAAUGUCAAGUGCACUGCAUUAAGUGAGUAAUAUUUAAAUGAGACUAAGGUAACAGAGGCUGUCAAAUAGACAAUGGUUAAAUCAUUUUUGAAGUGCAAAUGGAGGAACACAUUUAAUAAAAAAUUGAGUUGUCAGACAA
This is a messenger RNA of Conger conger (European conger), 3078 nucleotides long. RefSeq names its product starmaker (gene stm). The transcript has 25 exons. Lineage: Eukaryota; Metazoa; Chordata; Actinopteri; Anguilliformes; Congridae. The record is from RefSeq and is a predicted model, not a curated record. The coding region runs from base 119 to 1894 and encodes 591 amino acids.